UGAAGAGGAGGUUACACUUAUGUUGGCACAGCAUGAGAGGAUUCCCAUGAAAGACUUCAGCAAUGAGGUACGAGCAACGCUGGACAUAGAUAACUUUGUUGGUCAGGCCUCAUUGCUUCUAGACGUCACCGAGACCACAGUGGAAUCCAUCAUGGACCGCCUCUUAGCGAAGCUACUGGAGGGAGACGAGAAGGAAGAAAUCAUCACCAAGGAGGCUAAGUCCGUCCUCUUCAGUCAUGACUCAGCCAGGGACUCUCAGAAAAGCAAACAAAAACACUGCACUAGCCAAGAACCCAAUGGAGAGAAGACAAGGAAAGAAGUUUCAGGUUUAGAUGUAGAAGGAAAGCCCCAGAGAAUUACUCCAGAGAAAACUCACUCAUCCAGAUCAGUUCAUGUGUUGGCCAAGACAAUCCAGGGUACAUCAGAAGGUCUUGGAGGAGGAUUUGACUAUGACCAGUCAUGGAUCUGUGCAUUGUGCUCAGUGCAAUCCUUGCAGCGGCGCCAUGUGGCCAUCGCAAGACUCAAACACGCCGCCAAUCUUGGCCGGACCAGUCAGGAGACGCGAUUCUUCUGCCUGGUCAUGGCACCCAUGAGGGAGAAAGGGACCAAGAAUGCAAUGGAGACUGCUCGGACGUUUGCUACCAUCUUGGCUGACAUUGACUGCAGGCAGUUACUGCAGGCUGCUAAGACAGAGGAAGAUUUCAAAAGGAUCUUGAACUGCUACGCUAAGGAGCUUGCGAUUCAGCAGAGUCAUUCUUCACGUCACCGGCUGUCCAGACCCAGCGUCAUUCCAGCCGAUGGCUUCGAUCAGGGUGCUGGGUUUGCACGUGGUUUCCGAGCUGACUUGAAACGGCGACUCCCGCACUACCUGAGCGAUUUUCGCGACGGCAUCGUUGGGCACAAGUCCGUUCACAAACUCAUCUCCACAACGCUCUUCCUGUAUUUUGCUUGCCUCCUGCCUUCCAUAGCAUUCGGUGUCCUCAACGACAAGAACACCCAUGGAGAAAUAGAUGUGAGGAAAGUGAUUGUGUCUCAGACUUUAGGAGGCAUAUUCUUUGCUUUGUUUGGCGGUCAACCUCUCAUCGUAAUGCUAACCACGGCACCUUUAGCAAUCUAUAUCAAAAUAAUCUACAGUAUCUGCCAGGACUUUGACUUGAGUUUCAUGACCAUGUAUGCCCUGGUGGGUUUCUGGAAUACGUUCUUCUUAAUUGUUUACUCUCUCUGUGAUGCAUCCCGCCUCAUGAAAUGGUCCACAAGAUCAACAGAGGAAAUAUUUGCUCUGUUCAUUUCCAUCGCAUUUUGUGUCGACCCACUGAAGGAACUUGUCUACAAUUUUCAGAAGAACUACAAGUCUGACGGUUGCUCAGAAGCGUUGGAUGACUACGCAUUACUCUACGGGAAUAGCACUAACGGUACGCAGAUACUUAACAUCAAGCCGUGUCUACGAGAGAACUCCCUGGUGUAUCUAAUCCUGAUGUUUGGAACACUGUGGGUGGGUGUCACUCUACACAGCUUCACUAAGAGCCCGUUUCUGGACGCAAGUAAACGUGAAGUUUUAGCGGACUAUGCAUUGCCAGUCAGCGUGGUUGUCAUGUCUUUUGUUGGCUCGUAUUUAUUCAGGGACAUCCAACUGGAGAUGUUUCCAUACCAAGAAGGUAGUUUCUUCACACUGGUGUCGCUAGAAGGCGUUAACGUCUACAUGGUCUUGGGUUCCAUGGGGCUAGGCUUCUGUCUCUCGUUGCUGUUCUUCAUGGAUCAGAACAUCACCGGAUCCAUGGUCAACAGUCCCUCCAACAAGCUGAAGAAGGGUUCUGCCUACCAUCUUGACCUGAUGGUCGUUGCAAUCAUGAACUGCAUCCUCACCAUGUUCGGACUACCAUGGAUCCACGGUGCCCUGCCCCACUCCCCGCUCCAUGUUCAUGCCCUCGCUGAUAAAGAAGAAAGAGUGGACCAGGGACACGUCAGACACAUCAUUGUGAGGGUCCGUGAGAAUCGUCUGACCAUUCUUCUCUCUCAUGCCAUGAUUGGUCUGUCAGUCCUGAUGCUACCGGUACCCUUACAGUACAUCCCCAAUGCUGUCCUCUAUGGUCUCUUUCUUUAUAUGGCCUGCACUGCCCUCGAUGAUAACCAGCUAUUUGAACGGACGAUGCUUCUAAUUACUGAACAGGCUGCCUACCCACCUAACCACUACGUCAGACGAGUACCCCAACGUAAGAUGCACAUCUUUACCUUCACCCAGCUUGUACAGCUAGCUUGCUUGUGCGGGUUCGGCUUCGCUCCUUGGCCCUACCUCAAAAUGGUCUUCCCCCUCCUCAUCAUGUUCUUCCUACCGAUCAGACACCGUCUCGUACCCAAAGUCAUCCACACCAAGUAUCUUGAUGCACUGGAUAAAUGCCACUAGAGGUUAACCCAUCACAUCAGGGACAGGUAAAAUGGUGCACUCCACUGGCGUGAUUUGGUGAUACAUUCCGAAGGCGGAGCUUUUAAUCCUUCUAUUAUGCAACUGCCAAAAAGCUAAAGCUUCUUGCGUAUAAGAAACAAGAUUUUAGCUCAAUGCGUUGCUUCUGUGCGUUUGGUUAUCCAUUGAAGCCAAUGUAAGUGAGUUGGGCGUGAAUUGCACUUGAAGAUGUGGGUUCGAAAUCCGGCUAAGCUAACUGCUGAAUUCACAAUGACUUGAACCUAGUGCCUGGUUUACUGAUUCACAAGUUAUUGGUAUGUGCCAUUCACAUUCAUAGACGUUAAAGGCAGUAGACACUAUUGGUAAUUACUCAAAAUAAUUGUAAGCAUAAAACCUUACAUGGUAACAAGUAUU
This is a messenger RNA of Asterias rubens (European starfish), 2812 nucleotides long. Its product is annotated as sodium bicarbonate transporter-like protein 11. Gene Ontology annotation, biological process: monoatomic anion transport; transmembrane transport; monoatomic ion homeostasis. The record is from RefSeq and is a predicted model, not a curated record. The coding region runs from base 20 to 2401 and encodes 793 amino acids. Gene Ontology annotation, cellular component: basolateral plasma membrane; plasma membrane. The transcript has 18 exons. NCBI's taxonomy places the organism in Eukaryota, Metazoa, Echinodermata, Asteroidea, Forcipulatida, Asteriidae. Gene Ontology annotation, molecular function: solute:inorganic anion antiporter activity.